Zootoca vivipara (common lizard) is the source of this 886-nucleotide messenger RNA. The record is from RefSeq and is a predicted model, not a curated record. NCBI's taxonomy places the organism in Eukaryota, Metazoa, Chordata, Lepidosauria, Squamata, Lacertidae.
AUGCUGUUGGCCACAUACCUUGUUUUGUCCUCCACAGUGUUUCCAGCCUACCUUUCAUUCCCGUAUCCAACUCAGAGGUUCCUGUUUGUGGAUUUUGGACAGACGGCGCAGAUUCGGUGCACUUCUGCAGAAAAAAUUGAGGAUGGCGGAUUAUCAUUCAGUUGGUAUAAAAGAAGAGAAAGCAGAUUGCCAGUUUUAAUCAAACGCUGUAGUGAUAGAAAAACCGGGGACAGAUUUGUCUGCAGAACUGAAGCUGACAGUCAAAACUCAGUGCUGAAGAUCUCGAAUGUCCAGAGACAUUAUAAUGUCAGCAACGGAUUAUACCUACUGAUUGUUGGAGACAGUUAUACCCCAAGCACCUGGGUGAUGCUUCUAAAACCCUCUGCGCAAGGGCCGUCUUCCCAGUUGGAGAACCAGCUCGCUUGCGUGGUCUAUGGAGCAUCCAACUUAGUCCAGAUUUCUUGGGACGUCCCAGGAGAUCUCCCACAUGAGGCCUGGACCCUUUUAGCAAAAAACAACAGUGGAUCCUUAACCAUUGUCAGUCUCCUUCGCUUCCCCAUGGAAUUACACAGCAGCGGGGUAAAUAUCACCUGCGAAGUCAGGUUCAACUCCUCCCGCACCAGCCUGAAAAGGAUCGCCAUGUUCAAUGCAUGGUGCCACACCGAGAUCUGUGAACCUCCUCCUUCGGAAGCAAUACAGGAUGGGAUUUGCUACGCCCAACUGAACUUUCAGGCAAAGACCCAAGAUGAGAGGAAGAGAAGACCAGCAGGGCAAGGGAAGAAAUCCAAAAUUGUGAAGGACCUUUGAGAAGCAUCAGCUGCUAGACUCUGAUUUGGGAGGGUUUUUAUUUUAUUUUAUGUAAUACAGGUGAAACUCGGAAAAUUAG